AUGAAGCUGCAACAUUGGACCGUGUUGCGGCAUGUUUUCUUCGUCUUGUUGGUAAUUGGCAUGUUGGUACUUUCUGGGUUAUUGAUCGGUAUCAUCAAACGUAUCGAGCAUAAUGUUCUUGCAUUUGCUUACACAGAGAGUGGGCUAGUCAGAUUUGUUCACAAGAACAGCAAAGUAGCAUUCACACUCCUAAUAGUGAUGAUUGCUAUUAUGGGAGUCUUCAGUGUGAGUUAUAUUUUCCUAAUGCUUAGUGCUGGGAAACGGGAGAUGCUUCUUUGUGCCACACUCAUAAAACAAAUGGAGGCGACUCAACAAGCUGAGAGGAAGAGUAUGAGGAAAAGUCUUGCGUUUGCUUCUGCAAGCCAUGAUGUUCGUGCUGCUCUCGCCGGCAUUACCGGUUUGAUCGAGAUAUCUUACGAGGAAGUAGCCCGAGGUUCAGAACUAGAGACGAAUUUGAGACAAAUGGAAGCUUGUACGAAGGACCUUUUAGGUCGGAUUGGUGGGGUUGGGUAUGGCUGGGCAUCGAAGGUGGUAGGUGGGGUGGGAGUUUUUCAAUGUUUAUUUGGAACAUGGGGAGGAGAAAUCAGAGUAGUGAGAUGGGUUGGGGGCGCGGGGAGAUGGCAGUUGGCGGUGGAAGAGGGUUGGGUUGAGGUGGGACUGGGGGACGUGGGAGGAUUGGUGCUGGGUAUAUUGAACUCUAUUCUUGAUACAAGCAAAAUUGAAGCCGAUGUGGUGUUGGAUCCUUACGAUGGCUCUGUCAUGAAGUUUGCACGAGUUAAAGGCGAUGGGGGAAGGCUUAAGCAGAUAUUGUGCAACUUAUUAAGCAAUGCUGUUAAAUUUACUUCAGAGGGGCAUGUGACAGUUCGUGCUUGGGUUGAAAAACCCGAUUUCAAGAAUUCUAUAGCUGCAAAUUCUGACCGGAGGGGUGCCGUAUUGAAAAAUUUGCUAUGCUUUCUAUCAAACAAGAAGAAAUCACAAGAUGAUGACAUGGAAGUAAUGAAUGGGGUCCAGCAAGAUCCAAAUUGUUUGGAAUUUAUUUUUGAGGUGGAUGAUACUGGGAAGGGAAUCCCCAAGGAGAAGCAAAAAGCAGUGUUUGAAAAUUAUGUACAAGUCAAAGAAACAGCUCUUGGAGAAGGAGGUACUGGCUUGGGACUUGGUAUUGUUCAAUCUCUGGUACUUUUGAUGCAUGGCGAAAUAAGAAUUGUGGACAAAGAGAUUGGGGAAAGAGGGACACGCUUCAGGUUUAAUGUUCUUCUAAGUCAUGUAUGUGAGAAUGUCUACAAGGAUAGAAGAAAAGAAGAAGACCUUGAAUUGGGAAUAGCUGCCAUUCACAGUGCUCCUACUCCCGGUACUCCCAGGCUGACCACUCGUGCCCCGAGUCCUAAGGCAGAGGGAUCCAAUGUUGUAUUGCUGAUAAAAAAUGAAGAGCGUCGAAGAAUGGUGUACAAGUUCAUGGAGAGUAUUGGGAUAAAAGCAUGGAUGGUAGAACAACGGGAACAACUUCGUCCUACUCUCAAGAAGAUAAAACACAAGGGGAAAGGGUCUCAUCACCGUAGUUCUUCACGAAUAUCUGAUUUUGCUGAAUUCCAAAAAAGCCUUCAAAAUGCUUGGUGCAAGGUUGUUUGGUUGGCAAAUCCAUUGAUACAAAGCAACAUUAACUUUGACAGCCUUGAUCCAGACGACGUUAUCAAACACAAGGCGCUUCACGGUACCCGUCUAUACGAAGUGGUAAGACUUCUUCCAGAGUAUGGAGGCGCACUGCCAAAGAGAUUAGGGGGCACAUUUGAUGUUGGAAAAGUCUCCAGAGCCCUUAGUUCAUCAAGAUACCAGUUUCACACCGACCGUGAAUUUGAAACCUUGUCUUCACCAACUCAAAAUCAUAAGUCUCACAAUGUUAGCUCCAAAGCAAGAGACCUACCAGUUGAUCAUGACCGCCCACUUCCACAUAGAGAAACAAAAGGACCUGAUAAGCCAAGCAGGCCUUUGAAGCAGCAAGAGAGAUAA
Messenger RNA from Prunus armeniaca (apricot), 2004 nucleotides. The record is from the annotation of a GenBank genome assembly. NCBI's taxonomy places the organism in Eukaryota, Viridiplantae, Streptophyta, Magnoliopsida, Rosales, Rosaceae.